GAACUUUAGAUGUAGUUUCACCUUUCUUUUGUGACACUAUAUCCUUUCUAUGAUUUGUGAAAGUUCAUCUUAGAUUCAUUUGGAACUAGAUUAUCAAAAAUAAUAGAAAGAGCUUACAUGUAUGUUCUGCCUAAAUGGAAAUAGAAACAUUGUUACAUGAUGUAUUUAUUAGAUCAUCCUUGAAUUAGUUAGUGUUCCUUCAUCAUAGCAUGUGAGAGCUUCUUUUGGGCGUUUCAUUAGCACAAGGCUAAACUUGGGGGAUUUACUCCGGCAUAGAGUUUUGAAAGUUGGAUGAUGGGUGUUUGAUGGAAUCCACUGCAUUUUAGUAAUUUCUACGUCACUUUUCCAUCUAAAUCUUGGUAUCCAACAGAGGUUGUGUUUUAAAAGAAGUCUUCAAGGGUGUUAUUUCUGCAAUUCCGGAGGCUUGAACGAGCUAACUAUCAUUUAACUUGUUCAACUCCUUUAAGCAGUGUCCUUAGCGUGGAAGUGUCCAAUGUGUCACUCAUGUCUAUAUCGGCCUAGGCACUAUGCUCAUUAGAGUUCUAGCAUCUCUUCACAUGGUUCCAGAUCCAUCUCCGGAAGCAGCAGAAGCCUCAGGCUCUGCAAUUAAUUGGAGUCCGACUUCAAGUCUAUAUUACCUGGAAUGUAGAGAUCUCCUAUACAUGGAAUAGAAUUGAAAACAUGUUGCAUCAAAUAAAUCACUUGUUUAAACAUCUCUUCUAUUUAGCUAUAUAAGUCGUAUUGUAUCUUUAUGAGCUAUGAUUUCAAAGACUCCCAGCUUUAGUUGGAGUCAUAAGACUCGAAACAAGUGCAUAAAAUUGCAACUACAACCGACAUGAGAUGGUGUCGCUGCCAUGCUGAAUUCAAGUACAAAAGUUGCAUGAUUUCAAGACGUAGUAACUAAACAGAAAGCCACCUUUACUUGGCUUCAAGGCCAUAACAGGCAGGACUCAGGAGAAUAGCUUAAAGCUAGUGAUUUGCUACCCAUCUACAAUCUAGAAAACAUGGAUUUUGGAUUACUUGGCUUUGGGACCCAAAAGUUUUUAUAAUAUGGAAGCUAGGAAGCUACUUGUUUAUAAGUAGGAGUUCCCAUCAGUCGAGCCCUGGAAUUUUGCUAAAAGUCGAGCACAGGUGGUUCUGCAAAAUAGUUGCGAAAAAUCCUUUCAUGGCCAAGGAUAGUACCACGAUUAAUAUAAUUGCGACCUUGAACAGAACAACGAUGUGGGACUACUCCACUCUCACCAUUUAGUCGUUCUUCUUCCAUAGCAACUUUGGUAAGUAUCUCUAAAUCAUCAUCAGAGUCUGAGUCGAGAAGAAGAAAAUUUAGUAAAGGAUUGCGAGCCAUAAAGAGGAAAGAAAGUAGUUUUGAGAAAAUUAAAAUUGAGAUGGGUGUUAAAAGGAGAGGAAAUAUGAAAAAUAAUGAAGCUUUGAAAAAAAAAUUAAAUUGAUAGGGUUGCGGAAAUGUAAUAUAUGGACUCAUUUAUAGAUGAACAAAAAAAAAUAGCUGUUAGAAAGAUCAAGAUUGCAAUAUGACAGUUGAAAGAAAAAAUAGCUGUUGGAAGUGCAAAAGUGCAAUUUGAACGUUGGAAGGAAAAAAUAUCUGUUGGAGGUGCAAUUCCAAAAGGUAUAUUUUCUUCCUCCAUACAACUGAUGAAACUAUUUACUGUCUUUUUUUCUGGUACAACAACUUACUUUUUCACUUUGCCAAUGCAAUUCAAAAGUGAAUAAAAUAAUUUUAUUGUGUUCGCAAUGCUCAUUUAUUAAAUGGCCUGCUAAAGUAGAUAAUUGUCUUUUGUCUAGGCAGAAUAGAUAACUGCUAAGGUGGGGAAUGUGGUGGGUCGACAACUGCAGACUAGAUAGUCCCAUCAACUCAAUCACUAACUGAAUAACGGUAGCCGGAAAAACAAAGCGGCCGUCCCACCACCCAAUGGUUUUCCCAAUCCUCAGACGCUCUCUCUCCUCCCUCUCCCCACCACCACCACCUCCACCUGACCCAUCCCAAACCCUAGUCUCCACCGUCGUCCAAAUCCUCACCCACCACCGCUCCAAAUCCCGCUGGACCCACCUCCGCUCCCUCUCCCCCCCCACCGGCUUCACUCCUUCCCAAGUUUCCCAAAUCACCCUCCGAAUCCGCAACAACCCCCACCUCGCCCUCCGCUUCUUCCUCUUCACCCUCCGCCACUCCCUCUCCACCCCCUCCCUCCUCUCCUACUCCACCCUCAUCCACACCCUCUCCCGCUCCCGUCUCCUCAAGCCCCAAACCCUAACCCUAAUCCAAUCCGCCCUCCUCCGCUUCCCCGACACCGAUAAAACACCGAAACUCUUCCAGUCUCUCGUGAAGACCUACCGGGAGUGUGACUCGGCCCCGUUUGUGUUCGACUUGUUGAUUAAAGCUUGUUUGAGAUCUACCAGAAUCGAUCAAGCGAUGGAAAUUGCGAGGAUGUUAAAGUCUAGAGGGAUUUCUCCCAGUGUUAGUACGUGUAAUUCGGUGAUUAGGUCGGUUUCGAAGUAUCGUGGGUGUUAUGCUGGGUAUGAUUUUUACAAGGAGGUUUUCGGGUUUGGCGAUGAGGGUAAGAGUAGAACCGUGGGUGUUUUUAAGGUUGUUCCGAAUGUGCAUACGUUUAAUGUGAUUAUGCUUGGUUUUCAUCAAGAUGGUUUAGUGGGAAAUGUGGAAGAGGUUUGGGGGGAAAUGGAGGCAUUGGGUUGUGAACCGAGCGGGUAUAGUUAUAGUAUUUUGAUGGCGGCAUAUUGUGAGGAUGGAAAGAUGGGUGAGGCUGUGAAGUUGUGGGAAGAAAUGGGGAUUAAGGGUUUGAAGCCAGAUUCCGUGGCUUACAACACUAUGAUUGGUGGGUUUUGUAAAAUUUGUGAGGUUGGAAGGGCUGAAGAGUUUUUUAGAGAAAUGGGGUUGAGUGGUGUGGAGUGUUCUUUUGUUACUUUUGAGCAUCUUAUCAAUGGGUAUUGUCAGAUUGGGGAUGUGGAUUCAGCACUGUUGUUGUAUAAGGAUAUGUGUAGGAAAGGUUUUAGGUCAGAGAGUUCAACAGUUGAUGCUGUUAUUAGAGGACUUGGUGGGGAGAAUAGGGUUUCCGAGGCUUUGGAGUUUCUGAGAGUUGCAAUCAGAAAACAUGAGAUUGCACCUAAAAGGAAGAGUUAUGAGGUUCUGAUAAAGGGUUUAUGUCAAGAGGGGAGGGUGGAAGAAGCAUUAAAGCUUCAGGCAGAGAUGGUAGGGAAAGGGUUUGAACCGAAUUGUGAGAUUUAUAGUGCUUUCAUUGAGGCGAAUACGAAAGAAGGGAAUGUUGAACUAGCAGAAAUGUUGAAGAAGGAAAUGUUUGAAACUCAGAUGCCGAAGGAAGUGGAGUAACUGAAUUGUUUCCAAUUACUGUGAGCUAGAUUUAGAUUCGGGUUCUGGUUGCCGCAGUUUCAAAUGGGUGAUUUUGUUCAAAAUUCUAGAAACUGGAAUGGACAUAAACUGCUUGCAAUUUAGUGAGAAUUCAUCAGGAGCAAGCAUGACUGCCUUAAGUUGAACUUUACACCUUGUACCUGAAAGGACAUCCAAAAACCUUUGGCAACUUUCCCUUGCAGUCUUGAGUUCCAUUCCGCAACUACAUGUUCACCAAUGUCGAACAGAGGAUCCAGAGUUAUGUCGAAAAAAGGUCCCUUCCCUCAAUAUCAUGAUCCGGUCGACCAAGCCAGAUCAAGAGCUGAAUGGAAAAUCGAAGAUGUCAUCUGUUCCAGCUAAUUUUUUGUGAUUAAUCCUAGCCAAUGUUUUCUGGGAAAAAUGGAAAAUAUUUGGGUGAAAGCUUCUUGUCCGUGGCCUGCUCAAUACCAUAACAUGGAGGAUAGAAUACCAAUCAGCUUGUUGGAAAUACGGCCCGCGGAGUAUGGGGCUAUCCGCUAUUUCUUGGAUAAUCGCAGUAAGGUGUCCGGACCAGCUUAUGCGCACCUCAACUAAUCUUGUUCCUGUUCCAGUCAAAGGCAGGCUCACGCUGGGACUAAGGAAUGCAAAAAAUUACUUUCUUGUCAUCCCACCUUUUCUGCUGCAACUUGGUGAGUCCGAAAAAGUUGCAACCUUCUACCCUUCAAUUUCAUUGUGAUUCACUAAAAUGGAUUUGCAAGAUAGGUGGUCAUGUGAGCCUCACGUAGGGUAUUCCCUUUUUUCCCUCUUUUUGACAAGAAGUCUGAUAUUCCCUCAGUUCUAAAUUAUUGAUCCCCUUUUCGGAAA
Molecule: messenger RNA, 4219 nt
Organism: Rhododendron vialii
Lineage: Eukaryota; Viridiplantae; Streptophyta; Magnoliopsida; Ericales; Ericaceae
Product: pentatricopeptide repeat-containing protein At2g15980
Exons: 6
Coding region: 1928-3358 (476 amino acids)
Molecular function (GO): protein binding
Source: RefSeq, a predicted model, not a curated record